Molecule: messenger RNA, 1383 nt
Organism: Ramularia collo-cygni
Lineage: Eukaryota; Fungi; Ascomycota; Dothideomycetes; Mycosphaerellales; Mycosphaerellaceae
Exons: 1
Coding region: 1-1383 (460 amino acids)
Biological process (GO): proteolysis
Molecular function (GO): serine-type peptidase activity
Source: RefSeq, a predicted model, not a curated record
AUGGUGGACAAGGGACAUGGUAUACACUCCUCCACCACCCGGAUAAAAAUCCUCGCGGCGGCAAUUCUUAGCGGCUACUCGAGUAUUCAAAACUACGUCCCCUAUAAUCUCUGGCGCGAAGCGGAAGCUGGACGGACGGCGAUUGUGCAAGCUGCGAUGAGUAGUUAUCGGCAUGAAAGUUUGGUGGGGAAUGCGAAGGGGAUUCCUGUGUUGUUGCAACAUGGUUCGGAAGAUGAUAAUGUUCCUGUGCAUCAUUCGCGACUUAUGAGGCAGUUGCUGGGGGAAGCGGGUGUGGAGAGUGAGUUUGUGGAGGUUUCUGGAAAGGGACAUUAUUGGGAGGGAGUCUACACCACUCCACCACUUCGAGAGUUCUACGAAAAACAUCUCUCGCUGAGAGAGAAAGAGGAUGAGGAUGAUGGGUGGAAAUUACACGACUUUAGUCUGGUGACUGCUAAUCCAGGCGACACGGGAUCUAAACAAGGCGCACAAAUCCUCCAACUCCAAACUCCCGGUCGACUAGGAAAAAUCUCCGUACACUACCACCCACAGAAAAUGGAAUGUAUAUUACAGACGAGGAACAUAAGACAAUUCCGUCUACCAGAUUACUUCCACGUCUGCAAAUCCCUCACAGUGGACGGCCAAACAAUCCCACCAUCCUCCAGAAUCCUUCUCCUCUCGGACAAAACCUGGCAAAUACCACCCCCCAAACCAGAACCCUCCCCCCAAAACCACCACCACCACCAACCUCGACAACUAGGAACAAUGGACGCCCUCCUACGCACCCGAGGCCCCUUCACAAUCAUCCAUCAAAACUCCUCCACAACUCAAACCAUCGCCCUCCAAAUCUCCCGAAAUCUCUGCCAGUACUUCUUCGCAGAUACCCAAAUCAUAACUUCUUCCUCCUCUUCCUCCUCCUCUUCCUCCUCCUCCUCUUCCUCCUCAGCGUGGGAUGAUUCCAAGGGAAACAUAAUAACCAUAGCCCUCACCUCCCCUCCUCCCUCUCCCCCUCCUUCAUCCGCAACCCUGGACUUCCCAAUCCAAAUCUCCCCCACCGGCCACGCAAUCACAAUCCGCCACUCCAACUCCCAAUCCCACUACCAAAUCCCCUCAAAGCGGGGGGGUCUAGCAGCGAUAUUCCUCCGUCCAAUAUCCAAAGGAAGAGGAAGAGGAGUGGAAUUGGUGGUUUGGGCAAGUUCGGAGGAAGUAUUAAGAAAUGUGGCGAAAUUGGUACCGAUGAUUAGUGGGAGUGGUUUACCGGAUUUCGUGGUUUUGGAUUGUGGGGAGGGGAUGAUGGGGGGGAGGGGGUUUUGGGGAUGGGGUUCUUUAAGGAGGAUGAUGAGGGGGGGGUGGGAGGUUGAGGAGGGGGGAGCGUUUUUUGCUUAA